This is a messenger RNA of Euleptes europaea (tarantolino), 1719 nucleotides long. RefSeq names its product polynucleotide kinase 3'-phosphatase (gene PNKP). Lineage: Eukaryota; Metazoa; Chordata; Lepidosauria; Squamata; Sphaerodactylidae. Bases 1 to 1680 code for a protein of 559 amino acids. Gene Ontology annotation, biological process: DNA repair. The record is from RefSeq and is a predicted model, not a curated record. Gene Ontology annotation, molecular function: ATP-dependent polydeoxyribonucleotide 5'-hydroxyl-kinase activity; protein binding; double-stranded DNA binding. The transcript is spliced from 16 exons. Gene Ontology annotation, cellular component: nucleus.
AUGAUGCGGUGCCUCCUCAUCAGCCAAGACCAGCGCCACAAUCCAAUUCAUCUGCCUGAUGGUGUGAUGGUGGUUCUUGGCAGGGGACCGAAGACUCUUAUAACUGAUAAGAAAUGUUCACGGACUCAAGUGGAGUUGCUGGCAAAUUAUGCUUACAGAUCUGUAAGAGUCACACAGCGAGGAGUGAACCCCACGUCGGUGGAGGAGAUUCACCUACGUUGCGGCGAUAGCACGACGCUCCAAGAGGCCGAGACGCUGUGCUUAGUGAACGGACAGUACCGUUAUUGCAUCCGCUUUGAGCAAGAUUCCCACUCCCCCAAAAAAACCGUGCGGGAGUAUUUCAGCCCCCGGCGCCCCUUGAAGGAGGAUGACGACAUGGCCCAGCCGCCCAAGCGGUCCCGGGCCUCCAGCCCUUCUGAGGACGAAGACGAUGACCCUUCUGUGGUGGAAAAACUGAGGCAACUACAGGAGAUGGCAGCUCAGGCGAAGCAGGCGCGGCAGCCUUCCCCACAGGCCCUCCCGAAUCUGUCUUCCCAUCCUCGAGAUUCCUGGGAGGACUUGGGCAAGCUCUUGGUCUUCAUGAAGAAAGGGGUGAUGCCAAGUGCCAAAAUUGCAGGUUUCGAUUUAGAUGGAACCAUAAUCACGACGCAGUCUGGGAAAGUGUUUCCGACAGGCCCCGAUGACUGGAAAAUCCUGUACCCUGAAGUCCCCCGCAAGCUGAAGCAGCUUUUGAGUGAGGGGUACAAGGUUGUGAUUUUCACCAACCAGCUGGGCAUCAGCCGGGGACGUCUCAGGCCUGAGGUUUUCAAAGCCAAACUGGAAGCUGUGGUCGAGCGGCUGGGCAUCCCAGUCCAGGCCUUCGUGGCAACUGGCUCUGGCAUUUACCGCAAACCCGUCUUGGGCAUGUGGGACCAUCUGUGCAAAAAGGCAAACGGCGACCUGUCCGUGUCUUUGAGCCAGAGUGUCUACGUGGGAGAUGCAGCUGGGCGCCCACCAAACUGGGCCCCUGGGCAUAAGAAGAAGGAUUUUUCAUGCAGCGACCGCCUGUUUGCUCUGAACGCUGGCCUGCCCUUCAAAACUCCUGAAGAAUAUUUCCUGGGCUGGAAAGAGGCUCCAUUUUCACUCCCUGACUUUGAUCCACGGGCGCUGGAUCCCAAGGCACGGCUCUACGAUCCCCCAGAUGCUUCCCUGACCUCCUUCUCCCCAGAGCUGGUUUUGACAGUUGGCUUCCCAGCUGCCGGCAAGUCGACGUUUGUGAAGCAACGCUUGGUCUCGGCUGGCUAUGCCUAUGCCAACAGGGACACGCUUGGUUCAUGGCAGAAGUGUGUGGCUGUGUGCCAGUCGGCACUGCUAGGAGGAAAGAGCGUGGUGGUGGACAACACCAAUCCGGACUUGGAGUCGAGAGGCAGGUACAUUGACUGUGCCAAGGCGCUUGGGGUUCCCUGCCGGUGCUUCCUCUUCACGGCCUCGUUGGAGCAAGCCAAGCAUAACAACAGAUUCCGGGAAAUGACUGAGAAGGAACACGUGCCUGUUAACAGUAUUGUCUUGAACACCCAUAAGAGUAAAUACGUAGAACCAUCGCUAGAGGAAGGUUUUGCUGAAAUCCUGAAGAUCCAUUUUGUGCCGCAGUUCACAAACCCAGAGCUGGAGUCACUCUACCGUCAGUUUUCAGAAGGAUGACAGCCACGUGGCCGUGCGCCAGCCCUGGGACUCUCCCAC